Gadus morhua (Atlantic cod) is the source of this 4369-nucleotide messenger RNA. RefSeq names its product DDB1- and CUL4-associated factor 6-like. Gene Ontology annotation, biological process: positive regulation of transcription by RNA polymerase II. NCBI's taxonomy places the organism in Eukaryota, Metazoa, Chordata, Actinopteri, Gadiformes, Gadidae. The record is from RefSeq and is a predicted model, not a curated record. Gene Ontology annotation, molecular function: protein binding. Gene Ontology annotation, cellular component: Cul4-RING E3 ubiquitin ligase complex; cytoplasm.
AAGUGUGCGUAUCGCGUUGUUUGUGACUGUUUGGCUUUGGGAGCUUAAAAUAUUGGUUGGUUGCUGCAAGACCAUUAUCUGCAAGAGAAGUAAACUAAGCUAUGCUAACAAGGCAGAUAGGCAACACGUCGGAGCCACACCGUAAACGUAGACACUGGGGAGGACAGCCAAGAGAGAUGCGGACAGAGCAACAUUUAAAUUGCGAAGGAUGUUAAUUUUGCAUGUCCUAGCUUGAUACCGCUGCCACAACAAGCUGGGACCCAUUUAGAUUGCUGAAUAAAAGCGACGACGUUAAGGUCGUUUUUUAUAAAGAUAGGAAUAGCUUAGAAUUUCAAUGUUAUUGUUAAAAAGCUUCGGUCGAUCACAAUGUCAUAUUCUGGCAAUUUGGUUUGGGAUGUAAAUAAACGUUCAAUUGGAUACAACGAUCCUAAUAACAUCAGGACCAACUAUUUAGGUAGGAGAGAGUUUGUGCAGCGGCUCAAACUUGAAGCAACGCUGAAUGUACAUGAUGGCUGUGUCAACACUAUAUCCUGGAAUGAAACGGGAGAAUACAUCCUGUCUGGUUCUGAUGAUACCUUCCUUGUCAUCACCAACCCAUACAACAGAAAGGUCAAGAAGUCGAUACGGUCGGGUCACAGGGCCAACAUCUUCAGCGCUAAGUUCAUGCCCCACACCAACGACCAGGAGAUCAUCUCCUGCUCGGGGGACGGCAUCAUCUACUACACGCACACGGAGAAGAGUCUGGAGCUGAACAGGCAGUGUCAGUUCUCCUGCCAUUACGGAACCGCUUACGAGAUUAUGACGGUACCGAACGACCCAUACACGUUCCUGUCGUGCGGAGAGGAUGGGACUGUGCGGUGGUUUGACCUGCGAACCAAGACCAGCUGCACUAAAGAAGACUGCAAAGAUGACAUACUGAUAAACUGCCGGCGGGCCGCCACCUCCAUAUCCAUCUCCCCCCUGGUGCCCUACUACCUGGCCGUGGGCUGCUCCGACAGCUCGGUCCGCAUCUACGACCGGCGCAUGCUGGGGACCAGAGCUACGGGUAACUACAUGGGCCGCGGUACGACGGGGAUGUGCGUGCGCUUCGUGCCCGCCCACCUGUCCAACAAGUCGUGCCGCGUGACCUCGCUGUGCUACAGCGGGGACAGCAAGGAGGUGCUGGUCAGCUACUCCUCGGACUACAUCUACCUGUUCGACCCGGUCGACGACCAGGCCCGCCAGCUGAAGGGUCCGUCCGACGAGAGGCGGGAGGAGCUCAGACAGCCUCCAGUCAAGCGUCUCCGUCUCCGAGGGGACUGGUCUGACACCGGGCCCCGCGCUCGCCCCGAGAGCGAGAGAGAGCGGGAUGGCGAGCAGAGCCCCAACGUGUCGCUGAUGCAGCGGAUGUCCGACAUGCUGUCCCGCUGGUUCGAGGAGGCCAGCGAGGCUCAGGGAAACAGGGGAGGCCGGCCCCAGACCAGACCCAGAGGGACAGCCAUCCGUCCAGAGAUAGGCUCCAGUAGCCAGAUGGACUCCAGCGCCCCACCGGCCGCCACGGAGACCCCCACUCAGGCCCCAAGCACUUCAGAGACCCCCACUCAGGCCCCAAGCACUUCAGAGACCCCGACUCAGGGUCCCAGCACUUCAGAGACCACAACUGAGGGUCCUGCCACUUCAGAGACCCCCACCGUAUCUCCCAGCACCUUCAGAGACCCCCACUCAGGGUCCCAGCACUUCAGAGAGGCCCACGGCGGUGGAGGCCAGCCCCACACUGCCUGCUGCCCCCCCCCCCCCCCCCCCGUCCACCUCCACCUCCACCUCCACCUCGGGGACGUCGCCGGCGUUACCGCGCAGCCCGCCUCCAGCGCGUCGACGUCGCUGGAGCCCUCCUCUUCGUCCCUCGCCUCCUCCCCGGACGCGGAGCCGAGCGGUCACGCCGAGCCCGCCGGUGACCCCGCCGCCGCCCCCACCCCCGCACACACAUCUGGCCCGGCUGCACCCUCAGGUAAGCACACACACACACACACAGUGACACACACACACACACACACACACACACACACACACACACACACCACACACACACACACACACACACACACAGUCACACACACACUCCCCCUUUUCAGUGUUUUACCUCCUCUGUUUGCCUCUCCCCCCCCUCGCCUCCCCGUUCGGUCGUGCCCCCCGGUAGAGUUCGGUCCUCACCGGCUCCCCAUCAGCCUAGUGUGCCGGCGGCUGCAGCGGCUGCUCCAGCUGGCCGCGCCCCCGGGUCAGGGCGGCGAGCGGGUGGGCCUCGGCCACCCCCCGCUGACCCGCCCCCCCGAGAGAGACAGUCCCCCAGAGCCCCCCCCCACAGCCGCUGCCGAGGGCCACGAGUCCCUCCGCCCAGAUUCCCCCUCGUCUGUGGUAAACAAACAGCUUGGCUCCAUGACUCUGAAUGAGCCGCAGGGGCGACCAGAGGCCGGGCGGUCGGCUCCCAGGGAGGCCGAGAGCGUACCAGCCAGCGUGUCGGUGGCACCAGGGACCUCCACCUCUUCCUCCUCCGCCCCCGGUUCCACCACGGGCCGGGCUGGCGCUACAGAACCCGUCCUCAGCCUGCACUACAGCUCUGAGGGAACCACCACCAGCACCAUCAAACUGGACUUCACCGACGAGUGGAGCAGCAGAGCCGCCAGCUCCAGGGGCAGCGGCGGGCCCAAAGUCUCUGCACCGGCUGCCGUCGACAGCCGAGCCAGCCUGUCUGCGGAGGGACGAGGGGCCCGGUCUGUGGAGGGCCGAGAGGCCCUGUCUGUGGAGGGCCCUGCAGCAGAGCCAGCUCCUGCGGCGGCCGCCCCCGGCCCCGGCCCCGAGUCGUCACGGGCCAACCCCCCGUCCGAGGCCUCUCCCCAGGGGGCGGGGGGCGCUCCGCCGGCCCUCGAGCGGAACCCGCCGGAGGGCAUGGAGGACACGUCCGGGGGCUGCCGGAGAGAGGAGCCCCCGGGAGAGGGGGUCCCCGAGGGGACGCCGCAGGGCGCGGGGGGGCAGGGGGGUCCGCCCGCCCGGGGGAACCCCGACUCGGACGACAGCGACGACGACCCCAUCCUCAUCCCCUCCACGAGGUUCAGAGGGGGGCAGGGCCAGCGAUUUAAUACGAGAGGAUCUGCGGUAGGCGAUAGGAUGAUCAGGCGCUCCGCAGCGGCCCGCAUCCAGGAGCUGUUCCGCCGGAGGAAGGAACGGAGGGAGAUGGAGGAGAGCGAGACCCAGAACAUCCGGAGGCCUUCGGUCAAAAUGGUCUACAAGGGCCACCGUAACUCUCGGACAAUGAUCAAAGAGUCGUGUUUCUGGGGCGACAACUUUGUGAUGAGCGGCUCGGACUGCGGCCACAUCUUCGUGUGGGACCGCCACUCGGGAGAGCACCUCAUGCUGCUGGAGGCCGACAACCACGUCGUCAACUGUCUGCAGCCCCACCCCUACGACCCCAUCAUGGCCUCUUCUGGGAUCGACUAUGAUAUCAAAAUCUGGUCGCCUCUGGAGCAGUCGCCUUCCUUCAACAGAGUCCUCGCUGAUGAGGUGAUCACUAGGAAUGAGCUAAUGCUGGAGGAGACCAGGAACACCAUCACAGUCCCCGCCUCCUUCAUGCUCCGGAUGCUGGCCUCACUAAAUCACAUUAGAUCAGAUCGGCUGGAGGGAGAUCGCUCAGAAGGUUCUGGGCAGGAGAACGAGGACUAGCGUUAGCUACUUGACGUUUUAAUUUAAUUAAAAAAAUAAAACACAAAAAACAUAUUCUUUUGUUUUUUGCUCGUAAGCACUUGUGAACCCAAGAUUUGUACAUGUCUACUGUAGAAUACUUCCUGAUGAGAAUUUCUAUGCCCCUCUCAUCGCUUUUUUAAGAAGAAUUUCUUACUAAUGUUUCUGAAUGAGGGUAAAAAAAAAAAGUUUAAUAAAGAUCUGGGAAAUAAUAGGAGUGGAUGCAAGGGGAGGGAAUGUCCUCUAAAAGAGUGAAAGAUAAGUUUGUGAGGAUGGAAAGUGCAAUAUUAUUUAGUCAGGAGAAUGGGAGCUUAAUCAGUGUUAUGUGUGGUGUUUUCUUUUUUGUAGCAAAAGGCAAAGAACUUCAACCUUUAUGUACUGCACUGGCGGUUCCGCAUGUCAACACGAAUCGUGCUUCAAUUUAAACUAUACCCUUUUUGAGUUUGUGUUCUUUUUUUUGUUAUUGAAACAAAGCUGUAUUUUCUCAUCCCCAAAAGGGUUAAGUCAACAAAACAAUCCGUUGCCCAUUUCUUUUGUGUUGCAAAAAGUUUCUGGAGUAGAUGUUUUUUCAGAUAUGUUUCUGUUAAGGCCUGGCACACUGCCUGGGCAUCUCGUCUCACCAGUGAAUGAAAAAAUAAAUUCAUUCCGAAACAAAUCA